Molecule: messenger RNA, 318 nt
Organism: Fraxinus pennsylvanica
Lineage: Eukaryota; Viridiplantae; Streptophyta; Magnoliopsida; Lamiales; Oleaceae
Source: the annotation of a GenBank genome assembly
AUGAAUGCAGAGGAUCAACCGUCUGUCGACGUUGUUCAAACAGAAAAGCCAGCCGUUAAUGGAAACAGUGGACUGAUUAUGGUUGCAGAUUUGGGAGAGGUGAUUGAUUUAAAGGGUGAUGAAUUGCCAACCGAAAGCUCAAAAGGACGAAUUGCUGAUGGCGUGAUUGCAGAAAAUGCUAAACUAUGGCAUUACGUGGAUCAUCAUGGGACCGUUCAAGGUCUCUUCUCGUUUCACAUGAUGAAACGUUGGAGGAAUGCUAAUUACUUGCAUCCCGGUUUCAAAGUUUGGAGAGUCCGGAGCCAACAGGAAUGCUAA